This is a messenger RNA of Dipodomys ordii (Ord's kangaroo rat), 1378 nucleotides long. It is a transcript of the gene Cops3, whose product is annotated as COP9 signalosome subunit 3. The transcript has 9 exons. NCBI's taxonomy places the organism in Eukaryota, Metazoa, Chordata, Mammalia, Rodentia, Heteromyidae. Gene Ontology annotation, biological process: ubiquitin-dependent protein catabolic process. The coding region runs from base 105 to 1127 and encodes 340 amino acids. Gene Ontology annotation, cellular component: COP9 signalosome. The record is from RefSeq and is a predicted model, not a curated record.
UCGCCUUCAAGGCCCUCCAGUGUAUCGCUGCGGCCCCUCCUCCCAGAGCGGCCGCCUUUUCCCGCGCGAGCUGCUCCUGCCGCUCGGGCCGCCUGCGGGGAAACAUGGCGUCUGCCCUGGAGCAGUUCGUGAACAGUGUCCGACAGCUCUCAGCUCAAGGGCAAAUGACCCAGCUUUGCGAACUGAUCAACAAGAGCGGGGAACUCCUUGCGAAGAAUUUGUCCCAUCUGGACACUGUGCUCGGGGCUCUGGAUGUACAAGAACACUCCUUGGGCGUCCUUGCUGUUUUGCCCCUUCGAGGAAUUGGCAUCCUUAAGCAAGCCAUAGACAAGAUGCAGAUGAAUACAAAUCAGCUGACCUCAAUACAUGCUGAUCUCUGCCAGCUUUGUUUGCUGGCAAAAUGUUUUAAACCUGCCCUUCCGUAUCUUGAUGUGGACAUGAUGGAUAUUUGUAAAGAGAACGGAGCCUAUGAUGCAAAACACUUUUUAUGUUACUAUUAUUAUGGAGGGAUGAUCUAUACUGGGCUGAAGAACUUUGAAAGAGCACUCUACUUUUAUGAACAGGCUAUAACUACUCCUGCCAUGGCCGUCAGUCAUAUCAUGUUGGAAUCAUACAAAAAGUAUAUUCUAGUGUCUUUGAUAUUACUUGGCAAAGUACAACAGCUACCGAAAUAUACAUCUCAAAUUGUGGGUAGAUUUAUUAAGCCCCUCAGUAAUGCAUACCAUGAAUUAGCACAAGUUUAUUCAACCAAUAACCCCUCAGAACUGCAAAACCUGGUGAACAAGCACAGUGAAACUUUCACCCGCGAUAACAACAUGGGACUGGUGAAGCAGUGCCUGUCGUCUCUCUAUAAGAAGAAUAUUCAGAGGCUAACGAAGAUAGAAGAUGGUGAAAUUUUUGCAAGUAUUAAUCAGAAGGAUGGUAUGGUCAGUUUUCAUGAUAAUCCUGAAAAAUAUAAUAACCCAGCCAUGCUUCAUAACAUCGAUCAGGAGAUGCUAAAGUGCAUAGAGCUGGACGAGCGGCUGAAGGCUAUGGACCAGGAGAUCACAGUGAACCCCCAGUUUGUGCAAAAGAGUAUGGGCUCGCAAGAAGAUGAUUCAGGAAACAAGCCCUCCAGUUACUCCUGAAACUAACACCCAUCCUGAGUUGCACAGGCGAAUGUCACCUUGGUGGCCAAGAGCGUGAAGAGGGCAGCAGGGAGCACCAUGCCUGUUCCACCUGGACAUUCAGUUUUGUUUUGACAUCUUCAGUCCUAUGUGCUUUCAGAAAACCAUUCUCUCUGCAACGAAAGGAAAAAAAUACAAACUAGAGUCUGUUGUGGAUUUAUUUAUCCUCAGAUUAUUGUUAUUAUUGCAUUAAAUUUACCAUUUUGUUUUAA